UCUACGACUGCGACGACUCAGUAACCGGCAUUCGUACAAGUCGGACCUUCUAUCCUCUAUCUCCGUUGAUUGUUAAUCAGUUUCAAUUUUCCCACCGAGUUAAGAAAUCUCAAAGUGAGGAGGCUAAGAGCUAAGAGAAACCUACGAGCGUUGGCUUGUUCUUCAUCACGUCAUCGCUCAUCUUGAAGGUCUCGUGUAAUUUUCUGCCGAUCGAUACAUCGAGAGAAGAAAAACAACCAUGUCGCAACAACAAUAUUAUCCAUUCAAGUGCACUCCGACUGUUUAUCCCGCUGAGCCAUUUGACGCGAACGCAGACGCUGCUAUCUUGCGUAAAGCGAUGAAAGGCUUUGGUACGGAUGAAAAGGCGAUCAUUGAUGUGAUUACAAAAAGAGGCAUAGUACAAAGACUGGAGAUCGCGGAGGCGUAUAAGACUCUCUAUGGAAAGGAUUUGAUUAGCGAUCUAAAGAGCGAACUGACCGGGAAAUUGGAGGAUGUUAUCGUUGCUCUUAUGACACCAUUGCCACAUUACUAUGCCAAAGAGCUGCACGAUGCAGUGAGCGGCAUGGGUACGGAUGAGGAGGCAAUCGUCGAGAUUUUGUGUACUCUCAGUAAUUACGGCAUUCGUACGAUUGCUGCGUUUUAUGAGAAUUUAUAUGGCAAAACGCUUGAGAGUGAUCUGAAGGGUGAUACAUCUGGCCAUUUCAAGAGAUUAUUAGUGUCUCUCGUACAGGCAAACAGGGAUGAAAAUCAAGGUAUUGAUCAUGCUCAAGCUGCUGCUGAUGCUCAAGCGUUAUAUGAAGCUGGCGAAAAACAAUGGGGCACAGAUGAAUCACAAUUCAAUGCGAUUUUAGUAUCACGAAGUUAUCAGCAAUUGCGGCAAACGUUUAUUGAAUAUGAAAAAAUAUCGGGACAUGACAUAGAAGUUGCCAUAAAGAAGGAAUUUUCUGGCAAUAUUGAGAAAGGCCUGCUUGGAAUAGUAAAAUGUGUGAAGUCAAAGGUUGGAUUCUUUGCUGAACGUUUGUAUACCAGUAUGCAUGGCAUAGGCACGAAAGAUCGAACGCUAAUUCGUAUCAUUGUAUCUCGAAGCGAAAUUGACUUGGGUGAUAUUAAAAAGGCAUUCGAGGAACGCUAUGGAAAAUCACUAGAAAGUUGGAUAGCUGGAGAUACUUCCGGAGAUUACAAGAAGGCACUUCUUUCUCUGGUUUCCACAUAAUUUUGAUGAAGCAAUUAAAGCUUAAAUACUUUGUCCUAUUUACGCAUGGUAAUUGUAUCUAUAAAAAGUAACUUUUUUAUAUACGUCUGCACAGAUUCCAUGUCACAACUUAAUGUCGCUUAGUGUUCUAAUAAAAAAUUAGAGAGAAAAGAGAGUGCAUUUUUAAAUAUUACUUUUGUAAUACUUUUUGUGUGUGCAGAAUCUCUAUUGUAUUUAUAUUUAUUAUAUGUUUUAAUAUUCGGCAUUCUAAUCUUCAAAAAAUAAUUAUAUGCUUUUAAUAUAUAUACAUGUAUACUUUUUAUUGUUUUAUAAAUUUUUACUUUCAUCAAGAAUUUAUAUAAAGAAUCUCAAAUUAAAUAGAUAUAGGAAUGAGAAAUUAAUAGGAAUAAAAUCAAGGAAAACAUUCUA
Messenger RNA from Cataglyphis hispanica, 1621 nucleotides. RefSeq names its product annexin B9. The coding region runs from base 239 to 1213 and encodes 324 amino acids. The record is from RefSeq and is a predicted model, not a curated record. Lineage: Eukaryota; Metazoa; Arthropoda; Insecta; Hymenoptera; Formicidae. Gene Ontology annotation, cellular component: cytoplasm. The transcript is spliced from 7 exons. Gene Ontology annotation, molecular function: calcium ion binding; calcium-dependent phospholipid binding.